AUGGCACAAUACCACCACAACCCAAAUCAAGAGCAAGAACUCCCACCACAAGUCCUAGUCCUAAGUCCACCACCAGCUUUCACAGCGUUCCAACACAAUUUCUCUGCCAAGUUUCGAAUCCUCAAAGCCUACGAAUCUCCUCUCUCCACCGAUCUCUUCCUCGCAAAUUACGCACACUCCGUCAAAGCCGUCCUGUGCUCCGGUGGGACUCCGAUCACCGCCGAUCUUCUCCGCCGCCUCCCUUCUGUCCAACUAGUCGUCACUAACAGCACCAGCAUAAACAAUAUUGACCUGCCGGAAUGCCACCGCCAGAGAAUCUCCGUCGCCAAUGCCGGAAGUGUAUUCUCCAAAGACGUUGCCGACUUCGCGGUCGGGCUUUUGAUUGAUGUGAUGAGAAGAAUUAGCGCCGCCGAUCGGUUUGUUCGCCGCCACCUUUGGUCCACGCACGGCGACUUUCCUCUCGCUUCCAAGCGAAUCAAUGAACACAUCCGAGUAGAGGAUGAUGUAGCGGCGUCCACCGCGAAGACAACCCUGGUGGCAACAGACAAAAAGGCCUUACAAGAUAACCAGUUUGGCGGGUAA
This is a messenger RNA of Camellia sinensis, 582 nucleotides long. Its product is annotated as glyoxylate/hydroxypyruvate reductase HPR3-like. Lineage: Eukaryota; Viridiplantae; Streptophyta; Magnoliopsida; Ericales; Theaceae. The record is from RefSeq and is a predicted model, not a curated record. Gene Ontology annotation, cellular component: cytosol. Gene Ontology annotation, molecular function: glyoxylate reductase (NADPH) activity; hydroxypyruvate reductase [NAD(P)H] activity; NAD binding.